AUGCCUUACAAUACCCGUCGGAAAUCGCUUUCCUUGCCUUCGCUGGGCAUCCAUCUGCCCAAUGCCUCUCGCGCUCACCGCCCAGCUCUUAAGACGACAACACCACCUGCAGACCUCUCUACUUCUCCUCCGCCUCCAACAAAGAAGCAGAAGCGCUCUCAUGAUGGCGAAGAACCUCUGUCCCCGGUUUCCUCCCCGCGCUCCAAGGUCGGCUCGCCUGCGAUCGACCUCCCAAGAUCAGCCGCACCAGUACUCGCUGCUGCUGCUGUUGAGCAGACACCUCCCCCGUCUCCAAAGCUUGGUGCUCCGAUCCGAAAAGUCGAUACGGACGGUAUCAACGAUGACAUUGUGGUCGCUGUAAUCGAGCAGUUAGAGAAGACGGGGAACAGGCCACACCUCAUUAGGGAUAUGGCGGCGAUAUUGGCUUCCACCAAUGCCAGCAUUGCUCAUUCUGCAAACCCGGCUGCAUUGCUCUCCUCUCGCCUCAGUCUCUACCUCAAGAGACCAUGGACUGCUUUGUCACCGUGCCCACUGGCCAAGGAACUGAUCCCGGUCCACCCACGGAAGGUCUUCUUCUUCCUCACCACUCAACCGCGAAUGCCGCUCCCUGAGUCCUCCAAUGAUAUCCUCCCCCAACCAGUUCUCUCGGUCAAGAACCUGACCCCUAGCGUGUCAGAUCACAGCCAGGUCGAUGAUGAUCUAGAUCAACGAGAUCGUGCUCGGCUAUCUCCCAGCCCAGAGGUAGAACUAUACUCUCCCGAUCUAGAUCAGGAUGAUUCCAUGGAGCCUCCAACCCCUGGCGACCACUUCAGCGCCAGGAGUAGUCUGAACCCAGACGGUACGACUGACGUCCGUCGUAGAUCUAAUCGGGCUCCCAGUCCCGCACUCGAGGAGGACGAGCGUGGCUUCACGGAGACAGCCACCGCGGUCCGCGCCCGUGGCAUGAGUCUACACAAUCCUACCGUUCAAGCAUCAAUCGAGGUUGAUGAAAAGCCAUCAGCUGUCGAGGUGUUGGAAGAAACCCCGGAACAGCGCCAGAAACGGGACCGAGAACUGGGCUUGGCUCUCUUCGGUCAGUCUCAUCAAGCCCUCCACGUGCCGGAGCAGAAGUUGUUUUCAAGCAGUCCCAUGAUCCAGGCCAGACCUGAUCACCAGGCGCCAGUGGCCAAGUCGAAUUUGACUCUUGACCUGGACGGAAUCGAAAUGGGCAUGGCCUCCUGGAGUAUGAUGAGUCCCGAGCAAAUCGACGUCGAAGAACUGGACGAGAUGUUCAUGGGAUUCUAA
Messenger RNA from Cladophialophora psammophila CBS 110553, 1284 nucleotides. RefSeq lists its product as uncharacterized. The transcript is spliced from 2 exons. Bases 1 to 1284 code for a protein of 427 amino acids. Lineage: Eukaryota; Fungi; Ascomycota; Eurotiomycetes; Chaetothyriales; Herpotrichiellaceae. The record is from RefSeq and is a predicted model, not a curated record.